Cadophora gregata is the source of this 513-nucleotide messenger RNA. RefSeq lists its product as uncharacterized. The coding region runs from base 1 to 513 and encodes 170 amino acids. Lineage: Eukaryota; Fungi; Ascomycota; Leotiomycetes; Helotiales; Ploettnerulaceae. The transcript has 4 exons. The record is from RefSeq and is a predicted model, not a curated record. Gene Ontology annotation, biological process: carbohydrate catabolic process. Gene Ontology annotation, molecular function: cutinase activity. Gene Ontology annotation, cellular component: extracellular region.
AUGCGAUCCCAGCCGUCGUUGAUAUUGCUCGCCGUCCCUAUGGCCCUAGCUGCUCCGGCUCCAGCAACUGGAAAUUUUGGCUCUGCAACUACGCAAAAUGGUCUCACUGCUGGCGGGUGUAAGCCUAUGACGGUUAUCUUCGCCCGUGGUACAACUGAACAAGGAAAUGUUGGGUCACUUUCGGGGCCUCCUUGGUUCGCUGCCAUUGGAACAGCAAUCGGAACUCAAAAUCUCGCUGUUCAGGGUGUGGAUUACCCAGCCGAUGUUCCAGGCUUUCUGGCAGGUGGCGACAAACAGGGAAGCACGAAGAUGGCCCAGCUAGUCAUGCAGGCAAUGACGGCAUGCCCUAAUACAGCUGUUGUGAUGGGCGGAUAUAGUCAGGGAGGACAGCUCGUCCACAACGCAGCAGCAAUGCUUCCACCCGCGAUGGCUGCUAAGGUUUCUUCGGCGGCCAUUUUUGGGGAUCCAAUGAACCCGCAAAGACAAAGGUCAUCUGUCAUAAAGGAGACCUGA